Trichomycterus rosablanca is the source of this 4573-nucleotide messenger RNA. It is a transcript of the gene tmbim4, whose product is annotated as transmembrane BAX inhibitor motif containing 4. Gene Ontology annotation, biological process: negative regulation of apoptotic process. The record is from RefSeq and is a predicted model, not a curated record. The transcript has 7 exons. NCBI's taxonomy places the organism in Eukaryota, Metazoa, Chordata, Actinopteri, Siluriformes, Trichomycteridae. The coding region runs from base 22 to 732 and encodes 236 amino acids.
UAGCUCAGUCAGUUGUCCAUCAUGAAUCAGGAGAAAUAUCCUCGCUCUUCUAUUGAAGAUGAUUUUAAUUAUGGCACCAAUGUGGCCACGGCGAGUGUGCACAUCCGUAUGGAUUUCCUACGCAAAGUGUACACAAUCCUGUCCAUUCAGAUCUUCCUAACCACAGCUGUGUCUGCCAUCUUCAUGUUCUGUGAGCCCAUCAAAAACUUUCUACAUUCAAGCCCUACACUGGUCUUGCUAUCAGCAAUUGGAUCCCUGGGUAUGAUUUUUGCCCUGGUUAUUUAUCGACACCAGCACCCUAUCAACCUUUAUCUCCUUCUUGGAUUUACCCUGUUGGAGGCUGUGUCUGUUGGUACAGCUGUCACUUUUUAUGAGUACUCCAUAGUCCUCCAGGCCUUCAUCCUCACCUCAGCAGUAUUUGCUGGUCUGACUGCCUACACCUUCCAGUCUAAACGGGACUUCAGCAAGCUCGGAGCUGGGCUGUUUGCUGGCUUGUGGAUCCUGAUUAUUGCGAGCUUCAUGAGGCUGUUCUUCCAGAAUGACACAAUGGAAUUGGUGUUUGCCGGUGCUGGUGCGCUGCUAUUCUGCGGUUUCAUCAUCUACGAUACGCAUGUGUUAAUGCAUAAGCUGUCACCCGAGGAGCAUGUGCUGGCCUCCAUCAACCUGUACCUGGAUAUAGUCAACCUGUUUCUACACAUCCUGCGCAUCCUUAACUCCAUGAAGAAGAACUAAGAGUCUAAGAGAGCAUGCUUCUACCUGCUUGGGCUUCUGCAUUUAUACAGGUGAAUGUACAAAUUACAAAGUCAAUAUGAAUUCAAUUAAAAUGUAAACAUUGAUGCUGGAGGCUGUCUGUAAUUAUGCUUAGAUGCUAAAGAGAGCAUUACAUUUUAAAACUAGCAUUAAAAUGCUAGAAUCAUUCAAAUUUAAAACACUGGUCACAGUUCUACAUGUGAAAAAUUUACAAACACAUUAAUAUAAUCUGAGGAUGUCAUAAUAUUGUUAUUAGAUCGUUAUUUCAGAUUCACAAAUUAGACAAAUUUUUACAUUUGGAUUUUGACCCAAUGCCACAAAUUGUUUGAUUUGUAUACUGACGUUGAACCCUGUCUACGGCUACAUUAUUGCAAUUGCACAAAGAUAAAAACAAUUAUAAUACUUUGACCUCUUCUUAAAACAUGAUUACUAAUUGUGUGAAGUCUUUUAAUAUUGACAUUGAUUUGUUGUACUGUAUAUAUUUGUAGAUGGUGUGCGUUUUUAUUUUCAUUUUUUAAACAUAAUGUUGGCGAUCUAAAACAAUGACUGCGUCUGAAAUCACAUACUUCCAUACUGAACAGUACGCGAAAGCAGUAUGCGAGAGCGGGUAGUGUGUCCAAAUCUGUAGUAUACAUUAAACAGUAAGCAAAAGCACUAUGCGAGAGCAGGUAGUGUGUCCGAAUAUGUAGUAUACAUUAAACAGUAGGGCUGUCGCGCUAACCGCAAUUUUGAAAUAUCGCGGUUAGGGUUGGGCGAUAUUGCCGAUUUUCAUACAGUCAUACCGUCUUCAGAAAAUACCGCGGUAUACGGUAUUACACAUUACACAACAGGUGAGACGUUCUUUUUUCUUAAUAUAGCGCUUUUAUUUAGGAAAAAAUAGUUCUUACAUAGGCAGGAAAAUCUAUGGCAGACAAGAGUCAGAACAGCGGAUUGGGCGUAACGUUAUUAUUACUGUUUGCUCCUUUUUCUCAACACUUGUGCUCGAUUUACACUGAAGAUAUAUUUAGUAAAUAAGUACAUGUCCGCGCAUGCACGCGCUUGUGUUCAUUUCCGGUUGAACUGAUAAAAAAUUUUGAUUUUGAAAAAUUAAAAGAGCCGUUUUUCAGUUUCUGCUUGUUAGCGCACAGCUAACGCUAGCCAGUGUGGCUCUUCACUCGUCUCUCUGUGUUAUCACCAGUGAGACACAGCCAAUCAGCGAGCUCCAACCGCCUACCCCUCCCACCCCUCCCUUACUGUGGAUGCGCGCAUGUCCUAAAGUCUCAGUUUUCAAGGUAAACCUGAAGCAGAAAUUCGGCGCUUCACAUUUAAAAAAUACCGUCACCAUUUUUGAAUACCGCGGUAUACGGUAAUAUCGUCAUACCGCCCAACCCUAAUCGCGGUAUAGACCAGCCAACCGCAGGGCAUGCCAAGCAACCGCAACACAGCGGUGUUCACGUUUUUUCUUUCUUCUCUCUUUUUUUUUUUUUUUUUAAUUGUUGCAGGGUCCAUCUUGUUUUAUACGCUUACAAUAGGGCGUAAUAAAUGUUAAAUAAAUUCAUAAUGAAAAUGAGCUAGGAGCGACAUUUUCCCGCAACCUGUUCGCAUCCGUUGCUGCUGAGUGUCAGGCUUUGUGUUUUAAAAUGUAAACAAUCGCAACAGUAAUUAUAGGCAAGUUUAUUAAUGAUCAAAUCGAGUUCACACUCAAUAAAUACUUGUAAUUUAGACUAUAUUCAAACAGCCUUGGCGAACUAAAACACUUAAUGACGGUUAAUAUGGCAUUGCAGCCUGCAGAUAUUCUCUUGCUGGCUGAAUAAUAACUUGAAAUGUAGUAUAUAUUGUUAUGUUAAUUAUACCUACUAAAUAGAUGGUUAAUAGUGGCGCGAUAACCGGGCUAGAUUUCCUCUGCUCUCUAAAGUCGCAUGCAGGUACAGUACACGUGUAUUAGUGUAACGAGCACCAUCAGAGAGAGUUUUAGUACCGAGGGGAACAUCACUACCCCACUCAGAUCCUCUCUAAACAACAUCAGGUGAACAUGUUGGUUUUUCUAGCGCGCAUGAUAACGCAGGUUUAAACUCUUACAGACUUUAUUCAGUUUUUUUUUUUACCAUAUUUUGAUUAGAUGUGCAUUUAAAAUAUUUAGCCUAAACGCUUUUUUUUCGUUUCACAGUGUAUAUCUAGCCUAGGCUAGAAGCUUAAUUUAAACCUUUUUUAAUAGAGAAAAGACACGCAUCCCUGCUCUGUUCUGUAUUUAACAAUAAACACGCAUUUCAUUGGUCUUAAAGCUGUCUCAUCUUUGUCAUUAUAAAGCAAUAAUAUACCGAAUCAUAGCCUAACAAUAAAGCUUGUUUAUAUAGCUCUAAAAUCCAGAUAAAUUAAGUAAUUUUCAAAAACAAAAACAAAAAUGGCGAUAUUAUCGCAUACCGCGAUAUUGAGACAGGCUAAAUAUCGCAAGGGGAAAUUCUUUCACCGCGACAGCCCUAUUAAACAGUACGCGAAAGCAGUAUGCGAGAGCAGGUAGUGUGUCCGAAUACGUAGUGUACAUUAAACAGUACGCGAAAAGUAUUCGGAUUACCUACUGCCUGGGCAGCCAUUUUUGAGUAUGCAAACAAUGCACACUUACCGUCCAAUAAUCUAUCCCAUAAUUCACCUGGAGCUGCAAAGACGUUCAUGUCGAAGAAGAAAGAUGUCGGAAAGCGGAGUAAGACAAACAUUAAAAAUAUUAUGAUUUUGACUUUGUGGAGAACGACAGAAUUAAUUUUGUUCGAUUUUAAAAUUGUUAUAACUUUGGCGACGUGGCGUCAUGUGACGUUGGUAAGAUGGCGGACGUAGUGUGUACGAGGUUGCGUGCAUACUGCACACUUGCGUACUGAAAGAGCUUACUGCCUCGAAUCUAGUACGUACUGUUUAAGUAUAUGAUUUUGGACACAGCCAAUAUUUUAUUGCUAACUCUGAUUUCCAAUGGGAUUCAGUUGACAUUGUGAUUUUAGGUGUAUUUAUAUCCAGCAUGCUUAUGAUAAAUGUGGACUGGAAGUAAACAAAUGCUAACUGGAAAGUUUUACCUGCUGUGUUACAGAGACAGUUCACAGCCCAUUGUACAUUAUAGAAAGAUGUAAGUUCUUACUAUAAAUAAUGACAAUAACACUUUAUGACAUGAAUCUAUAACAUUUUAUUUGUAGUGGUAUGAUAGGCAACAAAUUAUUUCAGAGGAGCUGUGGCUUGGGAAUUGCUGUGCUUAUUAUUACACAGUUACCCAACAUGUAGCUUUAAUUACAAAUAGUGUUAAUUAUUUAAAAACUUUCCUUUUUCCUGUUUUCCUUAUUUCCUUAUUUAAUUCCAGCCACCCAAAACUAAUAUGAUUCUCCCACAGGCUGUGCAGUUUUAGAGUGAUACAGUUAAAGUAAUUUUUUUUUAAUAAUGAUAAGGGGACUGUGCAGUCUAACAAAAUGUAUCUAAGGGAAUACUCUAUUUGCGAAAUUGCAGCUUGAUACAGAAACUGUAGGAGUAUGCUGGGUCGUCCAGUGCUUACUUGGAAAUGGAAACUUCAAUGGGGACCCUUAGAUUUAUAGGUGCACUCAUGUGUACCACAUUAUGUGCAUUCAGAUUUUUUGAUGAUUCUAUGUAAAUGUCAUUCAGAUGUACUCAAGUUGGAUUUAGAUGUAAUUUUUUUGUUUCUUAACAGGACCGUAUGUGCAAUCUUUAUUGUAAUGGGGAAAUGAAGCUCAGUCGUAAAACAUUACUGUAAUAAUAUUACUGCAUUGUUGUAAAUGGUGAAUUUAAUUAUACAUGUAUAAUUUAAUGUAUAAUUGUUUAAAAUAUAUUAAAAGGUUAAACUGUUGUGUUAAAA